Messenger RNA from Alternaria conjuncta, 654 nucleotides. RefSeq lists its product as uncharacterized. Gene Ontology annotation, molecular function: nucleic acid binding; RNA-DNA hybrid ribonuclease activity. The transcript has a single exon. The coding region runs from base 1 to 654 and encodes 217 amino acids. The record is from RefSeq and is a predicted model, not a curated record. Gene Ontology annotation, biological process: DNA replication, removal of RNA primer. NCBI's taxonomy places the organism in Eukaryota, Fungi, Ascomycota, Dothideomycetes, Pleosporales, Pleosporaceae.
AUGCCCCGCAACAAGUACGGAGAAGAGAUCCGACGUCUUUACAACCCGUCUGAAGAUCCUCGAACCUCUUCCAUUCCGCUAUCCGAGCUUCUUUUCUACGACAGGGACAGAAGAAGGGUCUCUCACCUGCGCAUGAACGUCAUGUCCGAGCCAGAUCCUAUCGUGGACGAAACAAGCGUAGUAGUCUUUAUUGACGGUGCUUGUCGUAACAACGGCCAACCAACAGCGCGAGCUUCAUGGGCUGUCUCAUUCGGUUGGGAAUCUCGUUACAAUACAGGUGGUCUUCUUGACAAGUCUUUGCCUCAGACGAGUACACGUGCGGAGAUCGAGGCUCUCAUACAAGCGCUUGACGUGAUCCGCUAUGUCACGGACAUACACUUCACCAGGAGGUCUCGUGUCAUAAUUGCAACCGACUCAAGCUUUCUGGUCAAAGCGAUGACCCAAUGGAUGGAACGCUGGAUCGAGAAUGAUGGCGUGGGUACCAACGGCGAACCAGUUGCGCAUUUCCAAGUUCUGAAAAAGAUACACGACUUGCUGAACGAAAUGGAACGCAGCGACGAGGCGCGUAGUAGAGAGAUAUGGCUCUGGCAUGUACCCAGGGAAAUGAACCGAGAUGCAGACGGAAUAGCGAACAGAGUGCUUGAUGAAGCCUGA